UAUUACUACUACUACUUUUCUACUAGUACUACUAAUACUACUAGUACUACUACUACUACUACAACUACUACUAGUACUACUACUACUACUAGUACUAGUACUACUAGUACUAAUACUACUACUAUUACUAAUAGUACUACUAAUACCACUAGUACUACUACUACUACUAGUACUACUACUACUACUACUAGUAAUACUACUACUACUUCUAGUACUACUACUAAUACUAGUACAACUACUACUACUACAACUACUACUAAUAAUACUACUACUAAUAUUACUACUACUACUACCAGUACUACUACUAGUACUACUACUAAUACUACUAGUACUGAUACUACUACUACUGCUACUACUAGUACUACUAAUACUACUACUAGUACUACUACUACUACCACCAAUACUACUACUACUAGUACUACUAGUAGUACUACUACUACUACAAGUACUACUACUACUACUAGUACUACUAAUACUAGUACUAAUAAUACUACUACUACUACUAGUACUACUACAACUACUACUACUAGUACUACUACUACUACUACUAGUACUACUACUAGUACUAUGAGUACUACUACUACUACUACCAGUACUAAUAACACGACUACUACUACUAGUACAACUACUAGUACUACUAGUAAUACUACUACUACUACUAGUAAUACUACUAGUAAUACUACUACUACUAGUACUACUACUACUAGUACUAUACUACUAUAUACUACUACUAAUAAAAGUACUACUACUACUACUGCUACUUCUACUACUACUACUAGUACUACUAUUACUACUAGUACUACUACUAAUACUACUACUAGUACUACUACUAGUACUACUACUACUCCUAUUACUACUACUACUAUUCCUACCAAUACUAAUACUACUAUUAAUAGUACUAAUAUUAUUACUAGUAUUACUAACACUACUACUACUACUAGUACUCCUAAUAAUAGUACUAAUAGUACUACUAAUAAUACUACUACUACUACUAGUACUCCUCCUACUACUACUACUAGUACUACUACUAAUACUACUACGACUAUUAGUACUACUACUACUAGUACUACUUCCACUAGUACUACUACUACUACUAGUACUAAUACUACUACUACUACUACCAGUACUACUACUAGUACUACUACUACUAAUAGUACUACUAGUACUACCACUAGUACUACUACUAGUACUACUACUAGUACUAUUAAUAUUACUACUAUUACUACUAGUAGUACUAAUACUAAUACUACUAGUGCCACUACUACUACUAGUACUACUACUACUAGUACUACUACUACUACUAGUACUACAACUAAUACUAUUACUACUACUACUAUUACUAGUACUAAUAUUAUUAUAAUUAAUAUUACUACUACUAAUACUACUACUACUACUAGUAUUAAUAAUACUGCUACUACUAAUACUACUACUAAUAGUACUAUUACUAAUACUAGAACUACUACUACUAAUACUACUACUCUACUACUA
This is a messenger RNA of Trichobilharzia szidati, 1488 nucleotides long. Lineage: Eukaryota; Metazoa; Platyhelminthes; Trematoda; Strigeidida; Schistosomatidae. The record is from the annotation of a GenBank genome assembly.